Messenger RNA from Cornus florida, 474 nucleotides. RefSeq lists its product as uncharacterized. NCBI's taxonomy places the organism in Eukaryota, Viridiplantae, Streptophyta, Magnoliopsida, Cornales, Cornaceae. The transcript has 2 exons. The record is from RefSeq and is a predicted model, not a curated record. The coding region runs from base 1 to 474 and encodes 157 amino acids.
AUGAAGAGGAGGAUAGGUAGUGUAAAUGCUCUGCACCAGCAGAGCACAUCAGUUCAGAUAAAGUUUGACAGAACGGAUUUGCUGCGAGUUCAAAUCCCUCAUGAAGAUCCUCUAGUCAUUAGCUUGACAGUGGCAGAAUGCUUGGUGCGAAGAGUUUUAAUCGAUCUAGGGAGCAACGCGAAUGUCAUGCCAAGAAUAACGUUUGACCGGCUCGAGAUCAAGCCAGAAAAGCUCAAACCCAUUGGAAAUCCCUUGUUAGGAUUCAAUGGGAAGCAAGUGGAACCUAUUGGGUGGAUUCACAAGGUCCAGGGUGUCCCGUCGACUCUGCACCAGGUGAUGAGAUGCUUGAGUUCGGAUGGGAGCAAGGUGAUUGAUAUCCAUGGGGACCAGGUCUCAGCCAAUGAGUGUUACUCUGUAACGCUGAAAGCUGCUGGGAAGGGAAAAGCUCCAACCCGAUCUGAUAGCCCAAGAUAG